AUGUUGCACCAUUUUCUUUCUUUUUUGAUGAAAUGCGUUACCCUUCCGAAAGAAAGUGGCGUUGCUCAAAUUGUUGAAACUCGAUCUCAUCGCCAAAUAAACAAUUCGGGCAAGGAUAAGGACAAGGUUUUACGCCAUUUGUUUUUACUUCUCUUAUAUACAAAUAAAGAAAGCAUCAAACACACUACGAAAAGUAACCGGAUAGUAAAGAUGAGCGAGGACCUCGUGUUUGACUACACUUUUAGCUGGCCUGCUGGCCCCGAAGACGUUAUCCUAACUGGAACGUUUGAUGACUGGAGAGGUACUUUACCCCUCGUGAAGACCGCUAAGGGCAAUUUCGAAAUAACUAUGCCUGUUAAAUUGGCUGACAAGAAUUAUAAAUUUCAGUUUAAGUUUAUUGUGGACGGUGUCUGGUGCGUCAGUGAUUCAUACAAGAAAGAGCAUGUUAGUGAGGGAAUCGAAAACAAUUUUCUUGAAAUCACAGAUCUGGUUGAAACUCAAGAAGUCGUUGGCGCUAGCAGAAUCCCAGAGGCAGGUGGCUUACUAUGUGGUAAACCUUCCCGAGCAGCAGGGCCACCUUCUACAAGUAAUAGAAAGAAGGGCAAAAGAAACAACAAGAAAAGGAGAUCUAAGUUGAAGAAGAAGAACAGUAAGGGCAACAGGAAGUCGAGUGAGAGUUUGGAUGGUGGCGAAGAAGAAAAGGAGGGUGAAGACGGGAUGACCGGAACCACUACUGAAGAUAUAACCGGCACGUCAAGGGAGGAAACUCCAUUAGCGGAACCCGUGGAUACUUCCAAUGAAGCUCCAGGCAACUUUCAUAUCCUACCAAUCGAUCAAAAUACAAGCACCACUCAGUCAAACAAUCUUAUUGGCGGACCAGGUCCUGUUCUGGUCCCCAACCCAAAUGAAAUCAAAGAAUUCAGCGAAAUUAGAGACGUCGAUGCUAAAGAGCUGAACGAGAGAUUAAAUAAGAAAAUUCAAGUUCCUGAACCUGCCGUUGAACCUUCCGUUGAUGCACCAGCUGUGGCGAAGGCGGCUGAACUUCCACAAACUGAUGAACCCGUUGCUGAAAUUGAGACAAACGCUUCCAAAGUGCAAGACCCCGCUUCUCAAUUGGGAACAGUUACCUCGGUUAAAGCACUAGCCACUCCAAAAGCCCAAAUGCCUAUUCGCAAAUCCUCACAAGAUGAACCAGUAGGGGAGACUGUACAACUUGAAUUGGUGGAGAAGCAUGAACCUACUGGAGAUGCUGUGGACACAUUUAAAGAAACAGAAGGCAAGCUUGAACAGGAGGAAGUUUUUACUUUGGACCCAGGUGCUACCAAAGAUUCUAAACCAGUCUUGGCAGAAUAUCCCCAAGGUGAACGUAAAAAAUCACCUGCAGUUUCUGAAGAAAAAGAAAAGAAAAAAAAGAAGAAAAGACAGGAGGGAAAGUGCUCUAAAGAAAUCAAGAGAUCAGAAUCUACCUCAGAAAAGAAACGUUCUACUAAAGAAUCUAAAAAAGUACCCGUGAAACCUCUAAAGAAGCAGACAGCUUCUCCUUUGUCGUCAACAUCUGAAGAGCCAAAAAAGAAAAAGACUGGUUUCUUUGGCAAAUUGAAAAAGCUAUUUAAAUAA
Saccharomyces kudriavzevii IFO 1802 is the source of this 1617-nucleotide messenger RNA. RefSeq names its product Crp1p (gene CRP1). The record is from RefSeq and is a predicted model, not a curated record. Bases 1 to 1617 code for a protein of 538 amino acids. Lineage: Eukaryota; Fungi; Ascomycota; Saccharomycetes; Saccharomycetales; Saccharomycetaceae. Gene Ontology annotation, molecular function: protein kinase binding. The transcript has a single exon. Gene Ontology annotation, biological process: signal transduction. Gene Ontology annotation, cellular component: nucleus; cytoplasm; nucleotide-activated protein kinase complex.